This is a messenger RNA of Pygocentrus nattereri (red-bellied piranha), 2208 nucleotides long. RefSeq lists its product as uncharacterized. The record is from RefSeq and is a predicted model, not a curated record. The transcript is spliced from 12 exons. Lineage: Eukaryota; Metazoa; Chordata; Actinopteri; Characiformes; Serrasalmidae. Bases 791 to 1849 code for a protein of 352 amino acids. Gene Ontology annotation, biological process: meiotic sister chromatid cohesion, centromeric; meiosis I sister chromatid cohesion; female meiosis chromosome segregation. Gene Ontology annotation, cellular component: kinetochore.
AGAGGACUCUGGUCACCCGGCCGGGGAAUCGAACUCAGGCCCUCCUUGCUGAUGCGACUGCGCUACCCACCACGCCACCAUUUAAGGUGGAACGGGGAAAUUGGAAAAAGAAGCUGACUUCGGCUUCAUGGAGGGUUGAAAGGCGUGAUAUGAGGAGAGUUCUCUGUUUCUGCUUAACAGCUGAGUAACCUUAACUUGUUUUGCUGUUUCACGGAACCGACAGGCCAGUAUUUCGUCGUUGCUAAUGUUUGUGACGUCCAGACAAGAAGCCUCGUAGUAGGCCCAUUCCAACGUCAGCCGCUUUAUUAAAUAACGCAGACUGUUAAUUUUAUAUACUUAUAUACAAAAGUACAUCCCUGUCCAAAUUUUGCCCAUUAACCAAAGCAUAUUACCCCACCAAAUGCAAAUAAAUGGGCGCCCAUUUGGCAGGAACCUGCCCAAUCUGGCAACACUGACGUAGUGAACGCUCCGUAAUAUAAUAGUAUAAAUACUUCCCUAAACAGUCUCUUCAUUUAACACUACUUCAUUUAAUACGCAAACACUGAUAAACAAUUAUUUAUAUUAAAAUCUUUUCAAAUGAAAAGCUGAUGUACAUCCGCUAAGCGACUUGAAUUAUUCUAAGAAUUCUAACAAUUUUCUUUUCGGUUGACAGAGAAAGUCGAGCUAAGCAGUGAUUGGUCGAGCGUCGUGUCAAUUAGCAGUGAUUUGCUUUAACAAGGCGGGGCUUCGGCUGGGAACAACAGCGCUGAAACUGUCUCGUCUAGUCGCAGCACAGCUAACCUAACUCGUCAUGGCCCGUCUCAAACAUGUGCGUCCAAAUAGGAGCAGAGGAGCUGGUUCGGGGGGGAAAGUAAACGUCGCAGCCCCCGAGUCGAGAGUGAGCCGCAGCAUGACUCCAAUGAGGAUCUCUAGAGAUCUGCCGUCGUAUUUACAUAAAAUGCGGCGGAAUAAUGGUUUGGACCUUCAAGGAAGAGGAGUUAUGAAGCUGCAUGGAAGACGGUUCGAAGGCCGUAGAGUUUACAGUAAGGGAACAGUGACUCCCAGCACUAAGGACCCCAGCCAAGACAGCACAAGUAUGAUUAUGCCCUCUGGUGUGUCCAGCUUUUUGUUGGAUUGUAUGGAUUCGGACUCAGAAGCAGAGGACACACUUCCUUCCAUUGAGAUGGUUCGCAAAGCUGAUAGUUAUGACGAGGGCACAGCUUUGGUCAGUGAAGAUGAAAUACUGCACCGCCACAUUAAGAACUCGACUCUUCUCGACCUCAGUCAUGCGGUGGACAUAGCCAUGCAACAACCCCCAAACCUCUCCUCCAUUCUAGAGCUCUCACCUGUACUUCAUGGGCAAGCUGCAAAGGAAUGGUUUUGUCUAUCACCCUUUAGCCCCUCACCUUUGACUAAAUCAGCAUCAACCAAGAAUACAGCAGGAAGCAACUACAAAACAUUUGGAGCUGAAGAAAGGACUCCUGAAACGAAGAGGGUGGUUGUUCUUUCUCCUGUUGUGAAAAGAAGGCCUCUGACUGGACAAGACAAGCCCAUGAAAUGCAGAAAGGUGACAUUCAACGACAUUGUGAGCACACGAGACAUAACCAUGCUUAAGCCUCAAAUGGAAUGUCAGAGCCGAGCCUGUGAUGUGCAGAAGGCUGAACUGAGAGGGAACACAGUGAUUGGCGAGAGGGAAGAGUUAAUGGAGCCCCAGGAGCUUUCCUCAGAGACAGCCAAGUUUUUUGACUUUGCUGAUGAAAGUGAGAAGCAACUUUUCUUCCAAAGAUUGAAAAGGACUUGCACCUUCCACUUCCCGACCAAACCGAUAACCUUCACAGACUUUCCCCAGACUGAGGAUGUCAGAAGCUAAGUUUAUGACUUCAGGACAGAAGACUGAUGCACCAUGAGUUGAGAGUUCAGUGGAGUCCGACUCUAAACAUGGAGAGAACAUUUAUUUGUGAUUUAAAAAGUUGACGGCGCUUCCUAAGAGAAACUCUUCUCUACUGUAAUUAUUGUAAAUGAUACUUUUUCAUUUGGAAACAAUACAUCGUUUUGUGUCCUGUUGUCUUGUUACGUCUUUCAUUAUCCUUAAAAUGUUUUUAAAAUGAAUCUAUAGAUGGUCAGUUGUCUUCAGUUGACUGCUGGCGCAGUGGUGUCGUUGUGAAGAAAAGAAUUUCCUGUAAGAGAAAAUUAAAUGACUAAGAUGAAUAAAUAGAAUUAUAAAAUUAA